AUGGAAAAUAAGAUAAAUGAGUUUAGCGGGUUUACUGACAGCAUUGACAUUAGUAAUAACAUUUUUUAAAUUAAAUUUUGCGAAUUGAAUAAUUUGUAUUUUUUAUCCUACUCGAAAAAUGUUCUUAGAUUUUUUUGUUUGACGGAAAAAAAAAUGAGUCCGAAGUUUUUCAUAACGGACCUUUUGUCUAUGGACUUUGACUUAUUACAAUUACAGUGACCUCAGGAACGCGCUUCUUUAAUAGGAACGAAGCUUAAAACGCGUUCCUUUUCAAAUAUAGGAACGAGGAAUGGUUUAUCAACAUACAUUCACCUUAUUUCAUUUAGUCCCUAAACCAGUAUGUAUAUUCAAUAAUUGUAUUUUUGUUAAAGCUAGAUAUAAGUAUUUAGCCGUAAGUCGAUCAAAAGAAUUGUAUUCAACUUACGAUAGUUUCGACCAAAUUAAUUGUAAACGCUCACGUGAUUUCCUACUAUGUUCUGAAAUCCAUCCGUUACAUCCUAGUAGUGGCAAACCCAUCUGCGAAAUUCUCUUAUUGAAAGACUCUAAAGAGGUACCGACGGACUGUAAUUUGUUGCGUGUUAAAAUGGCCAUUUCUGUUUUUCACAAACUCAAGUUUAAAAACGAAUGGUUAUAUUCCACGGAGGGUGAAACAUUGUUCGUCACAUGUAGUGAUGACAAACAGUUCUCCAGCCAUAUCAUUGAGGGAAUAGGGAAGAUCACGUUAAACGAAACGUGCAAAGCUUAUGCCACACGGGAUAUAUUAAUUCUAGGACACCUACACAAUCAGGAGGAGUACCAUGAUUUUGUGCCUAGGUCAGUCAUUCCAGAUUUGGACCAUUUAUUACUAUUAACUGAUACCGGAGAUACUAUGAGAAAUGAGCAGGGGAUCGACAAUCAAAUGAGCGAUCUAAUAAGAGUCGCCAAAACCCAAGGCCAACUUAUGAAUGACAAUUUGGUCAAGCAACUCGGGCAUGACCAGCGUCGCGGCCAUUAUCUAUUAUAUGUCGUUAGUGCUAUCCUAUUCAUAGGAUUGAUCAUACUAGCAGUAAAGUAUAGUAAUGAAGUCAUCACAAAACGGGUCCAAGCAAGAACUCGGCGACCACACCGAGAGGGGAUGGUUUAA
This is a messenger RNA of Cinara cedri, 1123 nucleotides long. NCBI's taxonomy places the organism in Eukaryota, Metazoa, Arthropoda, Insecta, Hemiptera, Aphididae. The record is from the annotation of a GenBank genome assembly.